Messenger RNA from Phytophthora nicotianae INRA-310, 204 nucleotides. RefSeq lists its product as hypothetical. The record is from RefSeq and is a predicted model, not a curated record. Bases 1 to 204 code for a protein of 67 amino acids. NCBI's taxonomy places the organism in Eukaryota, Oomycota, Peronosporomycetes, Peronosporales, Peronosporaceae. The transcript is spliced from 2 exons.
AUGAGCAGUGCUGAAUCUACCUGCGCUCUACCGAAACCAAUCUACCUACGGACUAUGCAUGCUCCAUUUUCAAUGCAAGCACACAUCAACUGCACUGGCUCAAGUGUCUGCUUCGUUACCAGUGUCGAUCUCUUGAAGUUGAGCACAAUCUGGGGCGACCAAGACGAAGGUGAAGGCGACAACCGUCUGGCCGUGGUCAUGUAG